This is a messenger RNA of Phanerochaete carnosa HHB-10118-sp, 2215 nucleotides long. RefSeq lists its product as uncharacterized. NCBI's taxonomy places the organism in Eukaryota, Fungi, Basidiomycota, Agaricomycetes, Polyporales, Phanerochaetaceae. The record is from RefSeq and is a predicted model, not a curated record. The coding region runs from base 161 to 1951 and encodes 596 amino acids. The transcript is spliced from 2 exons.
CGCAGUGACGGCUGUCAUUAAACAAGGUUGGUCUCCUCGUAGCGACGAGCUUCGGCGCCUCAAGCUCUUCCCACUUCCACUACCUCCUUCCGUCGGUGACGGCUUGUAUAACGUAUCUUGCUGCCUGCAUAUCACUCUCAUCCACUGCAGGUUGGCUGCGAUGAGUAGUAAGUCACCCAUUCUAGUCAAAUCUGCUCGGCCGGUGGGCUCCAGUCUUUCCGGAGGAUUCAUCUGGAGGAGAUGGAGGGCGAUGACUGCAGGCAGAAAGAGGCCGGAACGCGACACGUAUCCUGGCCUCCAGAUCGCACGGCUUCCCGAGGAACUUCUCGCGGAAGUCUUCUACUGGUACAUCCUAGACGUGUGCAUCGCUGCUGCACGUUGCUCAUAUUCCUCCAUCGCCCUCUCUGUCGAGGAAAGCUCUUACAAGCACCUCUUUUGUGCUCCCAAGCCAUAUUCUUGGAUCAUAAUUCGACAUGUGUGCCGCGUAUGGCGACAGGUAGCCUUGACAUACCCGAGGCUAUCCACACAUAUCUUCUUGACUCGACCAGAAUGCGUAGAAGACCUGUUAAGCCGAGCGGGGACGCUUCCACUACAUAUCUACGACCCCGGUUUCACCUAUGUACGCAAGAACUUGGAUUGCGUCGCGGCCUCAUGCAGGCGUGUGCAGACCCACAUCGACCGCAUCUCUCACGGCACUCUGAUUUUGGAGAAUAGCGCAGCGAAUGCCAACUGUCAAGCAUCAGUAUCUCCCGCUAAGAUUUGCAAGGCUCAGUCGCUUCGCAUACUCUUUCUGUCGGAGCUGUUCUCCGCUUCGAACACUCUCCCUCCCGAUCUCCAUUUUCCCGAGUUGCAGGACCUGUCCUGCUAUAAUUAUGCAAUCACUGCACUCCGUCCUAUGCUCACGGCGCUGCAGCUUCGAACUCUGAAACUCGCUCACUGCAACCCCAUUCCAGCGAGUGAUUUGAUCGCACUCCUGGGGCCUUUGCAAGCUCUGGAGGAACUCGUGUUGGACAUGGCGAUUCUCACGGAUGAAGACUGGCCUCAUCUCGACGGUAACGCUUCAACAGAGCUCCAGCACAAAAUUACUCUCCCCAAUCUGCGUGCCCUUCGCCUUACAGAUACAUGUGCCGCCACAGGGUUAUAUUUCCUCCAUCGUAUCGUCCGCCCUCCCACUACUUCUCUGCACCUUUCCUUCAUAUGGCUGAGCCAGGUUUCUCAUAUCAGCUGCGACUGCCUGAGCACUCUGGUCUUCAGAAUGGUCGACGACUGGAGCCACCUGGAAGCCUCACCAAUCCGGACCCUGCAGAUGAGCGGCUCAAGCGGAGCCUCAGACUACUUCAACCUGCGUUUGUGGCAAACCCGCCAGCCUGUCUCCCGCCCGGACCCCCCUGGCACGGGAUCCCCCUUCUUCCAGCUCAGCGCACAGUCGGGCCAGCGCGCGGUCUUCGCUGGUCUGCUGCGCCGGCUUCCGCUCGCGGGCGUCAAGUCUGCGCUCGUGCUGCAGUGGACCGUCGGCUGGAACGUCGUCGACUGGGAGACGCUCUUCGGCGCGAUGCCUGCGCUCGAAGAACUCGCGCUCUACUAUGAGCUCGUCGACACGAGCCGCUCGCCGCGCCAUGUCUUCGCGCCGCGCGACACGCGCGCGCUCUGCCCGCGGCUCAAGGUCCUCCAUGUGCACGAGUCGCACCCGAGGCACGCGCACUGCGGGCACCUCCACGUCCCUAUCGUCCCCGAGGACCUCCCGCCGGACUUUGUCACGCUCGCGCACUUCGGGCGCGGGUUCGCCCUGCGCGGCGAGCACGAGAAGCAAACUGGCGACGACCAGGACGCGCUUAUUGUGCACUUCAAUGGAGAUACCCGACCCCUCGAGGACCCUUCACCUCCAACUUCAAGGCGCCGGCGCUCGAUCUUCAGGAGACUGUUGAGUUUGAAGAGUCGUUCAUCUCGUUGACGACUGUUUAAGGCACGUCGAGCGAUUCUACGCAACUCGGAAGAACGAACACCUAUGACUGUCUAUUUUGACUACGAUCUGGUGGUGCACGGAGAUCUAGCAAAGGUGUGAUACUACCAACGACUUUCCUGGCGAUCCGCCGUAGACAUAGAAGUGUCCCAGCCUGUUGCAGUGUCUUGUAGUUGCUCCUAUGUGUUACGCUGAAAGGUCUAUGUGAUUUUAGCUGAGAGAAUUCAUUACUGCUUGUUCAGAUGGUACGCGGAA